Molecule: messenger RNA, 6036 nt
Organism: Pieris brassicae (large cabbage white)
Lineage: Eukaryota; Metazoa; Arthropoda; Insecta; Lepidoptera; Pieridae
Gene: vap
Product: ras GTPase-activating protein 1
Exons: 20
Coding region: 355-3153 (932 amino acids)
Biological process (GO): regulation of GTPase activity
Molecular function (GO): protein binding
Source: RefSeq, a predicted model, not a curated record
UAGUACGGUCAACUAUCCACGAUUUAAGAUUUUUAAAUAAAUACGAUUCUUGUUAGGGCGUUGAAAAGAACGAAACUAAAUACAACUUCACAGUACUUGUUCCAUCAACGUCACCGAUGAGUUUAUUUGGUGGAGUACGUGAUGUUUAGCGACUUCAUUACUAUAUAUGCAGUCUAGACGAGUUCUAUUCAGAUUUCAGACGAAGCUCGAGCAAUUCGGGGUCCAACAACAAGAAACAUUGUCUACAAUAAAAUCGAUGAAACUUUUACUCAUAAGUUUAUAAAUUUAUAAUGAUUGUUUUAAAGUUAUGUUAGACUGCGUUUAAUUGGAAAGUUAUAUCCGUAAGUGUUAAAAAUGGCUGAUUUGAUACGAGCGAUGGGGGCGCCGAUUGGACCCCCUAUAAAGGACAAGUUAGGAUCGCCCUCUACGGAGUCUGAAGACGGCGGCGGCGAUAUUGCCGAAUUGACUGCUGAUUUAGAACUCGACGAAGCUGACGGACCUAGCACUAAUGGAGAAAGGCAAGCCGUGUUGGCUCCUCCAGAAAGUGAGUGGUACCAUGGCAGGCUUGAUAGAUAUACUUCUGAAGAAAGAUUGUGGGCUACGGGAAAACAUGGCAGUUACCUGGUUCGAGAAAGUGAUCGAAAACCUGGAUCAUAUGUGUUAAGCUAUCUUGGACGUACUGGGAUCAAUCAUUUUCGCAUAACAGCUGUAUGCGGUGAUUACUAUAUUGGGGGUCGUCAAUUCGAUUCCCUCACGGAACUAGUUGGAUUCUACAGCCAUUGUUCGGAUUUAUUGAAACGUGAACGACUUGUUGAGCCCGUUCCACCUCCCGAACCUGUCAAUGAUAAGAAGCGCGUGGUCGCCAUCCUGCCCUACACCAAGAUGCCAGACACGGACGAGCUCACGUUUCAGAAGGGCGAUAUUUUCUUCGUACACAAUGACAUGGGAGACGGCUGGCUAUGGGUCACUGCACACAGGACGGGAGAGCAAGGAAUGAUCUUCAGGGAGCUGGUUGAAGACCUGGAUCCAUCAAUCGAUCCAAAUACUGUUUUCUCUUGGUUCCACCCUAAUUGUACUAAGAGUGAGGCAGUUGAUAUGCUAGUCAAAGCUGGGCCUGGAAGCUUUUUAGUCAGGCCUUCAGAUAACUCACCAGGCGAUUACUCCUUAUUCUUCCACAUCAAUAACCAGAUUCAAAGGUUCCGAAUCGAGAAGAAAGGUGUUCGAUACUUGAUGGGAGGGAGAACCUUUGAGUGUUUGGAUGCUGUGAUAAAUAGAUACAGGAAGGAACAAAUUGUCGAAGGACAUACACUUGGGCAGCCACUUAUAGCCGAAGGCCACCAAAUAGAACCGCAACAGAACACGACAGGCGCUGCAGCGGAGAAGAUAUACGCUACGCUUCGAGAAUGUAGGGACCAGAUUGGUUUGAAGAAGAUGAAGGGGAUCAAGCAUCAGGGAUACCUUCACAAGAAGUCGGAUAAGGCCGCUAAGAAAUGGAAAGCGCUCUAUUUCGUCCUCCUCCAAGAGGGGACGGACACACAUUUGUACUUCUACGAUUCACCUAAACGUACGAAGCCGAAGGGGUUGAUUGAUCUGUCGUGCGCCUAUUUGUAUCAGGUCCACGAGUCCCUGUGGGAGCGUGAAUUUUGUUUCCAAUUAGUGGAAAGGGCGCUGCCGUGUCUCUCGACGCACACUUUCCUCGCUGCGUCCACCGCAACCGAACUACGAGGAUGGCUGGACGCUUUGCGUCCGUUGUGUGUACCGCAGCAAGCCAGGCAUCAGUCUAAAGUAUCUCGUGUGGUAUGGCUCCGGGCAUUGCGCGUACGUUGUGUGACCGCUCACCGGCUGCCGGCCCGUUUGGCGCCGCGUCCGUACCUACGCUUGGCGUUAGGCGCUGCGCCCGUCGCACGUACGCGACCGCGGCCAUCUCCCGACCCUCAUUGGGAUGACGAGUUUGUCUUUGAUGAUGUCCCUCCGGACGUUACCGCAUUCACUAUUACUGUGCAUAAUACCGGCAAGAGAGGAAAGGAAUCUGAGGUGGCCGAGUUGACGAUAGAAUUGGCGAAUCUCGCGAAUGGUGAAGAAGUUGAGGAGUGGUAUCCGCUAGCUGGAAUGACUCCUAUAGGUGAAUGGGGUUCGCUAAGACUGCGUAUCAGAUACAUGCAAGAACUAGUAAUGCCUCGUGAAGAAUACAACCCACUACGACAACUGCUUCUAGAACCGGGUUUGCCCGCUGUUAAGGCGCUCGCUGAUUUAUGCAGGACGGACAGACAACCUUUGGCUACGUCGGUCCUUCACGCAUUUUCUGAGUGCGGUCGUGGUGCAGAACUGGCCCAUGAAUUAGCGGCGGCGGAAGUAGUGCGUGAAGCGGAUCACAGAGCGUUGUUCAGGGGCGCCUCUCUCGCCACCGCUGUACUGGAUGAGUUUAUGCAUGCUCUGUGUAAACCUUUCCUGCAGGCGGCGAUAUCCGAAACAGUUCAGAAGUUAAUAGACGCGAAGCAAUCGGCGGAAUUGAAUCCAACUAAAAUGGACUCGCCUGACGAUGCCUGUAACAACGCCGAGUUUCUGCUCCUGAUUCUUGACCAGAUAACAUUAUCAAUAUUCACGUCUCCCGAGGCCUGUCCUCGGCCUGUCCGUUACUUGUGCGGGUGUUUGCAGCGUGCAGCCGUCGCGAAAUGGCCCAAUGAGAGAUUUGUUCGAACACGGGUUGUUUCUGGUUUCAUAUUCCUUCGCCUUAUAUGCCCGGCCCUAGUGGAGCCCCGAGCGUGGGGUCUUCUUAGUGCAGCCCCACCACCACACGCACAGAGGUCACUACUCAUGGUCGCCAAAUGUCUACAGAAUCUUGCUAAUCUCGUUGAGUUUGGCGCAAAGGAGCCAUAUAUGGAAGUUGUCAACCCAUUUAUUUUGAAGAACAAGGAACGGAUGGUCGUAUUUUUAGAUCAACUCAGCUCAGUGCAAGACCCGGGAAACGUACAGACGAAUACUAACAAUAACUUCGAUAUAGCCAAAGAGCUGGCGACAAUUCAUCACAUCUGCGUGUCUCACCUAAGUGAGCUGCAGACAUUGUCGAAAAGUCAACCCGCUAUACGGAAACUGGUCACUGUAACGGAAAUGCUGACGAAACAUAAGCACAAGUAUCUGGAGAUGAUCAGAUAAGAUACGCCUUUAUGUCACACAGGGUAAAAGCAAGAAAGCGUAGAGGUAGUCGCCUUCGGGUCUUAGUCGUACGCGUGUAGUCAUUUUAGCUUUAGCGUUCACUUUCACAUUUGGGCGUUACAAUAUCAGAAAAUAUAAACAGUACAGAAAUUUCAUUCUAGUUGACAUCGAUUAAAAAUUAUUAAGGAAAUGUAAUUAUAGUCUCAGGAGUAGAAAAGAUCAAACAAACGCGCAGAUUCAGUUUAAGUAAAGUAAUUUUGCAUAGACUAUAGAAAUAGUGGGAACUCUUUGAUACAGAUUCUUAUAUUAAUAAACUAUGAAUCAGUUCAAUUGCACUUUUUCAACCGAGCGUUUAAGUCCAUUACCGCUAUGUUUCCAGCUGUCCGUCGAGAUAUUUCCGAUUCAAUUCGACUUAGGGUCCUUCAAGAAAAGAGCGUUCUAAUUCUUAAAGGCAGGCCUCAAAGGAAAUCUGCCCAUUUCACCCUGUUCUAUAAAAAAUGAAACAAAUAGUCUUUUGUCUCUUUCUGUCAUUGUGUGUUUAUUCCGUGAUAAAAAGAUACAGAUGAGUACUAUGGUUAUAACCUUAUAACACUGAUUAUUUUUUAUGAAUAACUUGACCUUAGUAGGAAACGAAAAUUCUGUUUUUUUUUAUAGUUAUACAUUAUUCGAUGUCAACUAGUUUUGUAUUUCUUCGGUAUUUAUGUUUAACGUGCCAAAUGAAUAUAAUCAUAUUAUUCCAAAAAGACUGUGACCAUCAUUGUCAUUUCCAAAGAAAUGGCGAUUCUAUGUAACACUGACAAAUGACGCAUUGUCAUUAGGUUGAUAGCUGUUAACAGUAGCAUCAUAUUUGAAGACAAACAGUUUCUUGAAUGACAUUGACUGCCCUAAUAACGAGUGUGACGUUGGUACUCAGAGUCGUUAAUUAUAUUAUUCCUAAAGAUGUAUUAAAAACUCAGCCCGAGUAGUUACCGACUGAAGUAUAUAUUGGAUCUUUCGUUAUUUUACAAGCUCAACUUUUUUUAAAUCUUAACAUGUCUUAAAUAGUCUUUACACUUAAUUACCCACUCUGAGUGCAGCUGAAAAACAUGUGUAUAAGCAAUGCAAUUCCAUAAUAAUUUUUAUAUCACUGCCUAAGUUACAGAAAUAGCUCUCUAGAAUCUAAGUCGUAUUUAUUGUAAGUAGUUUUAGGAAUACGGAAUUUAUUACCUACUCCGCUUUUGUAUUUUUUAUAAAUCAUAGGAGGUUUUAAACAAAAUACCUCGCUACAUAUUCUAAAACUGCAUUUUUUAUGAUAUUUUUUGCGCUGAAAGAGUUUAACCCACUAUAGCCAAGUUAAUCAGUUUUGAUACUGAAAACGUCACGAACUGUAGACAGACAGUACUAGGUGAUAAAUAUCAACCCUUGGAAACUGAUAACUAAUUUCCGCUCGAUUGAGCGGCCAACAUCACAAGCAUGACCAUUACUAUAAUAAGAUUAAAAUUGAAUAAUGGAUAAAAAUAAAUAUCCUAUAAAGUCGCUCUUAAGAUAUUAAGUAGCAAGUAAGAUUUAAAUCUACCCUCGGAGAAAGUAAAAUAUGAAUCAUAGAGAAAACAGCUAUUGAAAAGAGAUUGAAUUUGUUUAUGAUAGAAUGAUCCACGAAAUCGUAACUAGAAGGUUGUCUCAUUCCAGUGUUUUGGCAAUAUUUAUCACCCUGUACUGUAUUGAAUCUUAAAGUAUUAGCUGUUCUAUACAGCGUCUAAAAUUUUUGCUAAAAUGUAUCCUAGAUUUAGACUAGAAAUAUAAGGUAUAGUUCGAUCGUGAUACACCAAAAAUUAGGCGAAUGGAGCUUUAGGUAUACCAGAUUCAUGAUUCCCUGCUCCGCACUUCCUACAAUUAUUCUCUGUGAUAGUGUUAAGAAAAACUUCCAAGACUUGUUUUAUUUACUAUGCAUAUUAUUUUGUGUGCAAUAAAACCUUAAAUUUGACACAUACAAUUUGGUUUCGUAGAUAUUUGAUUUAUGUUAUUUAGAGUAUAGGUGUUUCGGCAUUGUGUUACCAUGUUGAUAUAAGAAAUCAAAAUGAUUUUGUUUUUAAAAAUUUCUUAAUCUUUUGGAUUAAAUAUUGAUUUGUAAUGUUUUCUUGUAUAACUAAACUAGUAAUGUGAACGAUCGUAAUCUGCUUCAUUCUGUAUUUGAGUUGUCUGCAGAAUAAAUGUACGUACACACUUUUAAAUUUGGUAAAUUAGCAUAAAAACUUAAUGCCUUAAUAUCCUUUACGAGGUGAGCUCGUAUAGAUCAAUUAGCUUGGAGAGACGUUUCUGCAUUUGUAAUCUCUCAUUCAGUGAAACUGGAAAGAACAGAUUCGCCUUGUCAUCUGUCGCUUAAAAUAGCGGUAGAAACUUCACGAUUAUUAUUUAAUAAAUAUGUUGAAUAUUAAGAACUAAAAAAACGAAUUUGCUGGUAGUAUAUUACUACAAACUUAAAACCGACUAAGCUGAAUUAUUGUAUGUAACUUAUGGCAAUACCUACAACAGAACCACAGGAGAAAAUAUUAGUACAUGUUUUUUUUUUAGUUAAAUUUAAUUUUUAAUUGUUAAUGAUGCGACCUCUCGAACUUGCUGUAAUUGAUUACGGAUACGGCUAUAAUUAUUUUUAUAUUACGAAUUCUCGUUGUGAAUUCUUUAUGCUCAAUUUUAAAUAUUUCUUUAUUGUGCCAUACUCUUCGUAAAUUAUUUGUUGGACUGGUUUCUAAUGUACUUAUUAAAUUAUCUUAGCAUUGGUUAACCAUGUCGUAAAAUAUAACUAAAAGUUAAAUAUGAUAUAUGUAUGAGAAAAAAAUCAUUAUUUGCUUAAUGAAAAGCAAUUUUAUUCCUUGUGGAAUUGAUACACAACAUUCUUUUUAUAUA